GCGGAAGUGGGACGAGCAGCCUGUCAGAGUCGCCGUGUUUGUUCCUCGGGGGUCCUGAAAUCUAGGGAGGUCGUCUUGGCUGCGUUUUCCCUGGCCCUCGAGCGCUUCCCCCCUGGCGGGUGGGAGGGCAGAGACGGAAGUGCGAGAUGAGCACCAUGUUCGCGGACACGCUGCUCAUCGUGUUUAUCUCGGUGUGCACGGCUCUUCUCGCCGAGGGUAUAACCUGGGUCCUGGUUUACCGGACAGACAAGUACAAGAGACUGAAGGCGGAAGUGGAAAAGCAGAGUAAGAAAUUGGAAAAGAAGAAGGAGACAAUAACAGAAUCAGCUGGCCGACAGCAAAAGAAGAAAAUAGAGAGGCAGGAAGAGAAACUGAAGAAUAACAACAGAGACCUGUCAAUGGUUCGAAUGAAAUCCAUGUUUGCGAUUGGCUUUUGCUUUACUGCCCUCAUGGGGAUGUUCAAUUCCAUAUUUGAUGGUAGAGUGGUGGCAAAGCUCCCUUUUACCCCCCUUUCCUACAUCCAAGGACUGUCUCAUAGAAACCUGCUGGGCGAUGACACCACAGACUGUUCCUUCAUCUUCCUCUAUAUUCUCUGCACCAUGUCCAUCCGACAGAACAUCCAGAAGAUUCUUGGCCUUGCCCCUUCGCGAGCUGCCACCAAGCAGGCCGGUGGAUUUCUUGGCCCUCCGCCUCCUUCUGGGAAGUUCUCUUGAAAUCAAGACGAACCCUCGAAUUCCUGUCUUUUUUUUUUUUAGAUCUUCAAAUCAGACUGGCAACUAUUUUGUAGCAAGAGCCACCGGCAGCCUUAGCAUGUGGGCCACUUUCUAGUUUUCAGUUAUUACUAGACUUUUCCGAUAGGAUUCCAAUGAGAAUGGCACCCAACAAACAAACAUGACAGCGCUUUCAGUCACAGGUGAAUUUUUAAAAUAAGUGUGUUGAUUAAAUAAGUUCAAGUGAUGUUUAUGUAAUGAGAAACUAUGUCUUUCUUGUGUUGCCGGCAUGCACGUUUUCUGUGGCACCAGCUCUCAAGAUGGCUGUGUGCCAUGAAAUUGGCUGUCCAUGAGCACUUAGCAGUUCGAUAGAAAAUUUUAGUUUUUCUUCAGUUAGUUAGUGACUCUUAAUCGGAACUACUUGUUUUGCGUGUGUUUUUUUAAGCCAAAUAUAUGAUCCACGAUCAAUAAAGAGGCCAAACUUUUAGCUAUUUCAUCUAUAAGGAGAGAUCUGUUUCGUUUUGCCAUGUUUUUAGAUAUGUUUUUAGUGAUCCGAACAUAAAGACCUAAAAUAAAAGUGCUUAAUGUCAUAUUUUAUCACGUUUGCCUCAUAUGCUCAAGAUACGGAGUUGUCUCUGAUAGGAAUUGGAAAACAUAAGAGGAAAGGAAAGGAGUGACUCACGGGGGUAUAAAAAUGAGUGUCCUCAGCUGUUCCUUUCUUACCCUGUACAGUCGAUUGGAUUUUUAUCAAGGAGCUCUUAGCAGGAUGUAUUACAGAAGAAAUAAAGCUAUCACGUCACAAGAAUGGAAAACCAAGGAGAUGUUAAAGGCUACUGCCACUUCACAAUUAGUUUUUUUUUAAUUACUUGCUCUGAACAUUUUUCAAGACUAGUCAUUUGGACCACACUCUAGAACCUGACCAUCAUUGAAUGCCUCGAGAUGACAUUUCAAGCCCAAGAAGAAGCCUCUCAACAAAAUACACGAUUUGGCUACUUUGCCUACGUGAAGGAUAGAUGGUCCCCUUUCUCGUUUAAAAAAAAAAAAUCAAGCAUUAUUAAUACCUGCAUUAGGCCACUCAGGUUGUGCUCGUAAUAUGCUGAAGUGGUAAGUGUUUUUAAAAUGCAGAUAAGCCUGAAUUUCUUAACAGAUAGCAAUCCAAAAUCUAAGCCAGUGGGAGAUUGGAAAGCAAAUGUGUGGAGGCGCUCACACUUGCUCAGCCUGUGGUCCCUCUUCUCCUGGGACCACAGGUCAUCUCCACUGGGUCAGGGACUUAAAGUGACAGUGGGUUAAUGAGCAUCCAGAAUUCCCUUAGAGCCAAAUCAAAAUCAUUUUGCCACGUACUAGUAUGUAGUAGGGCUUUUUCAGUAUACUUCACAAUUUUGUGUAUUUUAAUUCUGGCCUUCAGUUCAAGUAAAAGUACCAUAUACUUUCUCCUUUUUUUGGAUUGAUUCUGCUUAAGUUACAGUCUUCUAUUUUAAUUUACUUUUUCCUUUGAGGUUUUCAGCUUUUUUGGAAUGGGAAAAAAAAAAUCUCACAAAUGAAGGUUUUUAAAAGUAUAGAAUAAAGAACACCCAGAUACCCAUUA
Molecule: messenger RNA, 2295 nt
Organism: Rhinolophus ferrumequinum (greater horseshoe bat)
Lineage: Eukaryota; Metazoa; Chordata; Mammalia; Chiroptera; Rhinolophidae
Gene: TMCO1
Product: transmembrane and coiled-coil domains 1
Exons: 7
Coding region: 147-713 (188 amino acids)
Biological process (GO): endoplasmic reticulum calcium ion homeostasis
Cellular component (GO): endoplasmic reticulum; cytoplasm; endoplasmic reticulum membrane
Molecular function (GO): calcium channel activity
Source: RefSeq, a predicted model, not a curated record